CCGCUUUACAUACGGUCCUUCAUUUCCUCCAUUUAAAGUUCCCGAUGAAGAUGCCAACCUGAUCCCUCCAGAAAUGGACAAUGAGUGUAUUGCACAAACAUGGUUUCGAUUUUUACACAUGCUAAGUAAUCCUGUGGAUUUGAGUAACCCAGCCGUUAUAAGCUCAACCCCCAAGUUUCAGGAACAGUUCUUGAAUGUGAGCGGGAUGCCACAGGAGCUCAGCCAGUAUCCCUGCCUUAAACAUCUGCCUCAGAUAUUCUUCCGUGCCAUGCGUGGAAUCAGCUGUUUGGUGGAUGCAUUCUUAGGCAUUUCUCGACCUCGAUCAGACAGUGCUCCCCCAACACCCGUGAAUAGAUUAAGUAUGCCCCAGAGUGCUGCUGUGAACACCACACCACCACAUAACCGGAGGCACCGGGCUGUUACUGUGAACAAGGCCACAAUGAAGACAAGUACAGUUACUACUGCUCACACCUCUAAAGUCCAGCACCAGGCAUCCUCCACUUCUCCUCUGUCAAGUCCAAAUCAGACUAGUUCAGAACCCAGGCCUCUGCCUGCCCCUCGAAGACCAAAGGUUAACAGCAUCUUGAAUCUCUUUGGAUCGUGGUUAUUUGACGCAGCAUUUGUUCAUUGUAAACUCCAUAAUGGAAUAAACAGAGACAGCAGCAUGACUGCCAUUGCAACACAAGCUAGCAUGGAGUUUCGACGGAAGGGUUCCCAAAUGUCAACAGACACCAUGGUUUCCAAUCCUGUGUUUGAUGCAAGUGAAUUUCCUGAUAACUAUGAAGCAGGAAGAGCUGAGGCUUGUGGGACAUUAUGUAGAAUUUUUUGUAGCAAGAAGACUGGAGAAGAGAUUCUGCCAGCUUAUUUAUCCAGAUUUUACAUGCUUUUAAUUCAAGGUUUGCAGAUAAAUGAUUAUGUAUGCCAUCCUGUCUUGGCCAGCGUUAUUCUAAACUCCCCUCCUUUGUUCUGCUGUGACUUGAAAGGGAUUGAUGUUGUGGUUCCUUACUUUAUUUCAGCUCUUGAAACCAUUUUGCCUGACAGAGAACUCUCAAAAUUCAAAAGCUAUGUAAAUCCAACAGAAUUGAGAAGAUCAUCCAUUAAUAUCCUGCUUUCUUUGUUGCCCCUCCCUCAUCAUUUUGGCACAGUCAGAUCUGAGGUGGUCCUAGAAGGAAAGUUUAGUAAUGAUGACAGCUCUUCUUAUGAUAGACCUAUAACUUUUCUGUCCCUGAAGCUGAGACUUGUGAAUAUACUAAUAGGUGCCUUGCAAACAGAAACGGACCCUAACAACACCCAAAUGAUACUAGGGGCAAUGUUAAAUAUUGUUCAAGAUUCUGCACUUUUAGAAGCCCUUGGUUGCCAAAUGGAAAUGGGUGGUGGAGAAAACAACCUGAAGAGUCACAGUCGCACCAACAGCGGCAUUAGUUCAGCAAGUGGAGGAAGCACAGAGCCUACAACCCCUGAUAGCGAGAGACCUGCUCAAGCUCUCCUGAGGGAUUAUGCUCUUAAUACAGAUUCAGCUGCUGGGCUCCUGAUUCGCAGCAUUCAUCUCGUCACUCAGCGACUCAACUCCCAGUGGCGGCAAGAUAUGAGUAUAUCCUUGGCAGCUCUAGAGCUCCUCUCUGGCCUGGCAAAGGUGAAGGUGAUGGUUGACUUGGGAGACCGGAAGCGUGCCAUCAGUUCUGUGUGCAGUUAUAUCGUAUACCAGUGCAGUCGGCCAGCUCCUCUUCACUCCCGGGAUCUGCACUCCAUGAUAGUGGCAGCAUUUCAGUGUCUCUGUGUCUGGCUGACAGAGCACCCUGAUAUGCUGGAUGAAAAGGAUUGCCUUAAGGAAGUCCUAGAGAUUGUAGAACUGGGUAUCUCAGGAAGCAAAUCCAAGAACAGCGAGCAAGAAGUCAAGUACAAAGGCGACAAGGAGCCGAACCCUGCGUCCAUGAGGGUAAAGGACGCCGCAGAAGCCACGUUAACAUGUAUCAUGCAGUUGCUUGGCGCAUUUCCUUCCCCCAGCGGUCCUGCCUCUCCUUGUAGCCUGGUGAAUGAGACCACUCUGAUCAAAUACUCCAGGCUGCCAACCAUAAACAAGCAUAGUUUCCGGUACUUUGUUUUGGAUAACAGUGUCAUCCUGGCAAUGCUGGAGCAGCCGCUUGGAAACGAGCAGAAUGACUUUUUCCCCUCUGUCACUGUGCUGGUCCGGGGAAUGUCUGGAAGACUCGCGUGGGCUCAGCAGCUUUGCCUUUUACCCAGAGGAGCAAAAGCAAACCAGAAGCUCUUUGUGCCUGAACCUCGCCCAGUUCCUAAAAAUGAUGUUGGAUUUAAAUAUUCUGUGAAACAUCGGCCAUUUCCUGAAGAGGUGGACAAGAUCCCUUUUGUAAAAGCAGACUUGAGCAUUCCAGAUUUACAUGAAAUUGUCACUGAAGAAUUAGAAGAGAGGCAUGAAAAGUUAAGAAGUGGUAUGGCACAACAGAUCGCUUACGAGAUGCACCUGGAACAGCAGAGCGAGGGAGAAUUGCAGAAGCGAAGCUUCCCUGACCCUGUUACGGACUGUAAGCCCCCACCUCCUGCCCAGGAAUUCCAGACAGCCCGCCUUUUCCUUUCUCACUUUGGAUUUUUGUCCUUAGAGGCAUUGAAGGAACCUGCAAAUAGUCGUCUACCUCCUCACCUUAUUGCACUCGAUUCUACCAUACCUGGGUUUUUUGAUGACAUUGGGUAUCUGGAUCUCUUGCCAUGCCGGCCUUUUGACACAGUUUUUAUUUUCUAUAUGAAACCAGGUCAGAAAACAAACCAAGAGAUUUUAAAGAAUGUGGAGUCUUCCAGAAAUGUUCAGCCACAUUUCCUAGAAUUUUUGCUCUCCCUGGGCUGGUCAGUAGAUGUGGGGAGACACCCCGGUUGGACGGGACAUGUGUCCACCAGUUGGUCAAUUAAUAGUUGUGAUGAUGGUGAAGGGUCUGAACAAGAUGAAGUAACUUCCUCUGAAGACGUUGGGGCUAGCAUUUUCAAUGGGCAGAAGAAGGUGCUGUAUUAUGCUGAUGCCCUAACGGAAAUAGCUUUUGUGGUUCCUUCUCCUGUGGAGUCAUUGACUGAUUCAUUGGAAAGUAACAUCUCAGACCAAGAUAGUGACUCAAAUAUGGAUCUUAUGCCGGGAAUUCUGAAGCAGCCACCCCUGACGCUUGAGUUGGUCCCCAAUCACACAGACAGUCUUAAUUCCUCACAGAGGCUCAGUCCCAGUUCCAGAAUGAAGAAGGUGCCUCAGGGUCGCCCUGUGCCCCCCCUCGGACCUGAGACAAGAGUGUCUGUAGUCUGGGUGGAACGCUAUGAUGAUAUAGAAAACUUUCCGCUCUCAGAUCUGAUGACAGAGAUCAGCACUGGUGUGGAAACUACUGCAAAUAGUAGCACUUCUCUGAGAUCUACAACUCUUGAAAAAGAAGUCCCAGUAAUCUUCAUUCAUCCUUUAAACACUGGAUUGUUCCGGAUAAAAAUCCAAGGAGCCACUGGAAAAUUUAACAUGGUCAUACCUCUGGUUGAUGGGAUGAUAGUCAGCCGGCGAGCACUGGGCUUUCUGGUGAGGCAGACAGUAAUAAACAUUUGUAGAAGAAAGAGACUGGAGAGUGAUUCCUACAGUCCACCUCAUGUCCGUCGGAAACAGAAAAUCACUGACAUUGUCAACAAGUAUCGGAAUAAGCAGUUGGAGCCAGAGUUUUAUACUGCCCUUUUCCAGGAGGUUGGACUCAAGAACUGCAGUUCUUAGAAGGCAGUUUGCCCAGGUCAGUGAACUCCAGAGUGGGCUCUAACAUCAAGCAAGACAGUCCUGUAAAA
Molecule: messenger RNA, 3810 nt
Organism: Rattus rattus (black rat)
Lineage: Eukaryota; Metazoa; Chordata; Mammalia; Rodentia; Muridae
Product: ral GTPase-activating protein subunit beta-like
Exons: 1
Coding region: 74-3742 (1222 amino acids)
Biological process (GO): activation of GTPase activity; regulation of small GTPase mediated signal transduction
Molecular function (GO): GTPase activator activity
Source: RefSeq, a predicted model, not a curated record